AAACGCCGAGAGGUAAGGUGCUAUUGUUAUGAUCCUUUCUAUCGUGUGUUAUUCGGACGUAACUUUCUGGAGAGAAUAGGUGGGCGUGACUACUUGGAGUCUGAGAUUUAGGAAUUACAUAAUACGUUAUCAUAUGAGGAUAUAACCCACCCAUCAAGGAAUUCGAUCACUGCUCAAGACGGAUGACCUGAUAUAAGAUAUUUCACUGGUGUACCCUGAAGGACAAUCUGUAAUCCGCAUCACCCAGUUAAUGUACAAUGGGUAAACCCCUGUAUUGAUCCAUGUGCAGAAUAUUGCACCAGAUGGAAUAAUUACCUAAGCUUCUUUACCAGUAACCUUAACGCGAGCCUUCACGAGGAGACAGACACAGGUAUGAGAUCAUAACGCAUAUUCUAGUGAAAGGUACAAUAAUAUUAUAUAUCCGUAGAAAUUCCUGUUGUGGCUGGAGUAAGUUACUAAGAGGUUAAAAGUUUAGGUUGUUCCUAGAAACCACUGGAAGCCACACGAGUAGGAUACUACCGUAGAGUAGCCCAUUCUCGAUUCGUAAGAAAAGGAUACUCACGCUGCUGGAGUACUAUACAAAUAUUACAAUCAUAUUGCACCUUAAGUUCGUUCUAGAGUGGAAUACUUGUACUACAGAGUGCCAACUCAUACAAGGUCCACUUCAAAGUGCACAAACUUUGUAGGAUAUCACAGUUGCACGCCGAAGGACCUUACAACAGAAACGAUUUAACAGAUACAUUGGCAAACCAUCACUGUAUUUUGUUUUAAUGGACUGCCUGAAGAGGGAACCGUGCCUGUCAUGAAGUGGUUUUGAUAAACUUCACUUCAGCACUUUUGGAUUUUUUUUACAAAUUGACAGGUUUUUCAAAUACACACUGUAUGAUUUGAAGAACACUUCAAAUCGGCUGUUUCAGUGGCAAUAACUUCUCACGGAUGAGAAAAAUGUUAAUUUGUUGAACAAACGUGAUAUUAGCUUGAGUGUUGUCAUAAAUGCAAUCUUUGCUGUCAACAAGAUGAUACUCGGAGAGAAAUAAAUGCUUCGGAUGGAAUUAUUUUUUAAUGAUAACAACGAUAUGUUUACAGUGUUCAAAUCUAGUAAAAUAUAAACAGAUAAGGACCCGGAGUGCAUGAAUAUUAGAGUAUUUGAUAAUCAUAAUUGGAGAGUCUUGUAUAAACAACUGAAUAUAAAGUAAGGCAUUACAACUGGAUAUAGUUAGGUAUUGAUUAGUUUCGAUAGUUUGGAAUACUUUCGGGAAAAGUGUUAAAGAUCUGGAUUAUGUCAGCAAGGACUUGAAUAUUAUUACAUGUAGGAAGAAAUGGGCGAAUAAGGAUUAAAGGAUAUUUAUUCACUUGGAACUGCACAUCAACUUCUAUGUAUCUGGCAUAAAAAGAUACAGAGCAUUCGUAUCAUCAUAUGAAUUUGUGACGAUAUUCAUUUUGAGCACUAUAGUGAAGGAUCCGAGUCAUUUCCAACUUGAUAUCAAUUUUAGAUUAAGGAUAUUCGUCACUUGGAUCUUAACAUUAUAUUCAAUACGGAUUUAUGGAUGGUAUUCAGGAGCCCGAUAUCCAAUUGUACCUCUAGGAUACUAAAGGAUAGAAUAUCACAACUUGGAAUAACGAAUAAGAAGAAGUUCCUCCGAUUUUUGCCUCGAACACGUAUGAAUAUAUUCCCAAGGAGACUCAGCCAAGAAACAGGUUUUGCCUCAUAGAAUUCAUGAUCCAAAUCUGAGAGUACCGAGCUACCCUUCUACAUAAAGAUAUCACAUUCAUAAAUCUCUGAAUCAAUCAAUGUAAUGAAAUUGUCACCAUUAUAAAGGAAUAUCUGUGUUCUUAUUAACAACAUAAGUAUCACCAGAGGUUUCAAUUCAAUUUGCCUUCAGACGGCCUUCGUCACUAGAGACUUCAAAGGAACACCCAAGGUCAUUCAGAGAUGUACUACAAGAUUACAGUUGUAACGAAUCGACUCUAAUGUGAUUAAACAUAGAAAACCUUCAAUUAACGGAAUUGUAAUUUACUCUAAGGUUGUCAGUUGACAAUUCUUUCCAGUAAUGAACGUUCGGGGAUAGCUUCCACGUGACGAGAUGGCAAUGUAAUCGGAUACCGCUGAGGAUUUAUCUUGAAAGAUUUGAUUACGGGGAAGAAGACGAGGAUUAAUAGCAAAUACAGAGUCAAUUGGAAGACGAAAUGGGCCCAGCAUCGAUAACGCCAGCGUUAUAGCACAUCUACCAUGGAUUACGGAUUAUUCACCAACAGUUCCGAGGGCCAGAACUUCAGUGUUAUGGUCUCCGAGACACCGCUACCGGACUACGAACUUUACUACUUGAAAGAUCAAUUAACCAUGGUGCGUUCCAUAACAUCACGGAUAGUAGCCCCGACGAUUGCAUUCGUGGGAAUAAUGGGAAAUAUAAUCAAUAUAGUCGUGCUUACUAGACGCUGGAUGCGCUCGUCAACAAAUUGUUACUUGACGGUUUUAGCGAUUUACGAUACGUUGUACCUACUGAUUGCAACGUCUCUAUUUUUCUUCCGAGUCUAUCCCGAUAUUCGUUAUACGAUGGAGUACACGUAUUACUUCUGGAUAGCGCGCCCCCUUUCGAAUGUGUGCAGUAAUACGGGAACGUGGUUAACUGUGACGUUUACAGUGGAACGCUACAUCGGCGUCUGUCAUCCUAUGAAGGGUCGCGUCUUAUGUACUGUUGAACGCGCGCGUUAUAUAAUCGCCGCAGUGUGUGCGUUAGCCUUUCUUAGUACUCUUCCUGAUUUCUUCGAUACGGACGUUGUGAGACCCGACGUUAAUGCCACGAAAUAUGAAAUGACGCGUAACCACGGACACGAGAUACUUACACAGAUUGGGUACUACUGGAUUAACCCUACCGUAUUCACCUUCAUUCCACUCAUAUUACUAGCCGUCUUCAACUCUCUGUUAAUAUAUUCCGUUAUGGAAGCGUCUAAAUUACGGAAGUCAAUGGCCAACAUCGAAGUCACGGCGACGGACAACCGACGCGAACGCCAACAACGCGAACAACAACGGAUCACGAUUAUGCUAAUCAGUGUAGUUGUCGUUUUCUUUUUAUGUCAACUGCCCAGUGCUUGUUUACUAAUUGUGCAAAAGGUCUACGAUGAUGUGAGAAAAACAGAAAAAUUGCGCCAUACAAUCGCGGGAAAUGUCUUCAAUGUCUUCGUCAUGGUGAAUUCUGCGAUUAACUUUUUAUUAUAUUCCUUGUUCAGUACGAAAUUCAGGAAUACUUUCAAACGAAUUUUCUGCCGGUGUUGCCAAGAUAGACAAUCCCGGAACGAUGGCCUUUUUUCAGAGAUCGCCACAGCGCACCCAACGGCGAUGCGUAGCAACCGUCCAAGCCUAUGUGUACAGUUUAAUAAUGUGAAUAUAAGUCAAAGCCGUAGCCCCCUACCGGACAGAGCUGUAAACACGAGUAAAAAUGGAUAUUUACAAAUACAGAAUAAACAAGAGGACUCUGUGUAGUGUUAACUUUAGUGUGUUAACUGUUAACAUUGUUAACAUUGUGUUUUCACCUACACAAUGUGUUAACAGUUCAUAUUGAGUUAACACUAACACGUGUUACCGCAUUGUUUUGCUAAACAAUGAGUUAAUACUAGUAGUUAACUGUUAAUUGUGUGAACUAUAAGCAUUGUGUUAUAGUUACACAAUGUUUUAACAGUUCAGAUCAAGUUACUCUUACACGUGUUAAUGCAUCGUUUUGCUGAUUAACGAUGUGUUAAUAAUGCUAAUGGCAACAGUUAACAGUGUAUUAACUGUUAACUUUUCUUGAGAAAAGUGUUAACUUUGUUUUGAAAGUUGGCUCUAUGUUAACAGUUAACUUUUGUGUUAACAGUUAACAUUGUGUUAAAUGUUGUUGAAAUUUCACAUUGUGUUAUACUGUACUGAGUUCCUUUCAUGGUAGAUGUCCAAAUACAAGCAGGGCCCGGUUGUUAAAAAGCACAAAAUUCACGUUCCAUUAAUUUUUUUCUAACGAAUCCGUAAAAGCUAACAUGGUGUUGAACAGCCGAGUCCAGGAGGGCAAUAUGUACAGUUAAAGGAUAAGAUCAUUUAGAAACCUAAGUGGAGCCACCUACCAAAGUGAUAUUUAGGAAUUGCGUACAUUGUAUAAAAAAUAGCUGAAUAAAGACUAUAUUUUAAGAGGAAUCGGGGAAAUUUUUCGUAGAAGAUAUAUUCGAUAAAAUACAUACUUGUAGCUCUGACUUAACCAGCCCUAUUAACACAGUUAGAACGGCGGACAGCGAGACGAAGAGGAGACCGAGUAACCAGGUCCCGCAGUGAUAUUUGGACCGUACAUCUUUUUUACCUAAGCAAUAAUAGCAAAGGUACCAAAAACGAACUGAUCUGUGCUGCCAUCUUGGUAUUUGUAGUCGAGGUAGCAGCUAUACGAAGCUAUACCUUGUACUCAAAGUGAGGUCUUUUCGUCUCCUUCACUAUCACCUCAAUCAUAAUCAUCAUCAUUAUCAUCAUCAUCAACAUCAUCAUCAUCAUUAUCACCAUCGUCAUCGUCAUUAUCAUUAUCAUCGUCCUUUUCAACGUUACCAGCAUUUUCAACCUCGUCAUCAAUAUCGUCGUCACCAUCACCAUCAUUAGCAACAUCAUCGCCAUCAUCGACAACGUCUUCAACAUCAUUGACAUCAUCAUAAUCAUCUAUAACAACGUCGUCAUCAUCAUCAUCGAUAUCAUUGACGACGUCAUCAUCAUCAUCAUCAUCAUCAUCAUCAUCAUCAUCAUCAUCAUCAUCAUCAUCAUCAUCAUCAUCAUCAUCAUCAUCAUUAUCAUCAUCAUCAUCAUCAUCAUCAUCAUCAUCAUCUAUAUCAUCAUUGACGACGUCAUUAUCAUCAUUGUCAUCAGCAUCAUCAUCAUCAUUAACAAAGCCACCAUCAUCAAAGAAAACAUUAUUACAUCUCCAUCAUUGACAACGUCAUCAAAAGCUUUAUCCUCGAUCGUCAUAAUUACCAUCGUCAUCAGCAGCAGCAACAGCAUACAUUAUAACUUCCUUAUACUUUUGCAAAGUUGGUCAAACUGUUUUCAGACUAGGGUUGACGUAGUCCUACACUUUUUGAAAUCAAUCUAUUUCUCUGGCCGAGGGUGGUAGUUUUUAGAUUUUGUUUACGGAGAUGGGGUUGUUAAUAUUCUACAAUUCAUCGUCAUAUUACUCAUUAGCACUGGUAUCAUAGCCACCAUCGUUAUCAUACAUCAUCAUUAUCAUCGUCUUCAUCCUCCAAACGCCAUCCGUACCCGUCGCAGUAUCAUUUUCCUGAAAUACCCUGUCCUGCACGCUCAUGUCAACAUCGACCAUCAAAAUAGAAUCAUGUAUUUCCCUCGUUGUCAUCCCAAUUUCCAUAUAUCUGUUGUCAUUAGUAUCCGCCUGGGAAUAAAUAAGCUUGGCAGGAAUUGAGCUAAGGCAGUUGAUAUACCCCAACCAACGAUAGAAUAGAUCACUGCCAAGUGUAUUUUUGUAAGAAAAGAAUGAAGGUACAAAGUGCAUCGGUCAAAACGCUUCAUAAUAUCAACUUUAGGCUAGUUGUUGACAGCCAUUUUGCAUUUUCGGGGCCAUUUUGGAUUUGCACACUCGCACUAAACAGUUCCGUUGAAAAUUCUUCCUAACCAUGUCAUAAAUGUCAUACCUAUGUCCACCACUCACCAUCAUUAUCAUAACCAUUGGCUUUUUGUCAGAAGAUAAUACAUGGCAGCUUAAGUCUUUACCAUGAUUCAUACAGCAUCAUUUCAGAAGCGACAUCUACACCGGCGGCAGAUCUGUAACUCUCGGACAAGGGAAUAGGUCAUUCCCUUUGUUUCUCACUUAAAUCAUCCCAUUCCAUGCUCCUUACUCGUCCAUGGCCGGCAUUGUCAUUCAUUUUCUCAUGGCCUUCAUUGUCAUUGUCAUCAUAGUGAAAAACCCUCUGAGGUUUUUCACAGUUUCAAAAACUAAUCAGGGUUUGUCAUUUUACAAAAUGAACACGGGGUGCAUAUUUAUGUUGGCCGAAAAACCGAGUUUUUCAAAAUCUCAGACACCGUCCUUUAUUUUAAAGGGUACCUGUUGAGCUACUACAAAAACAUGGCAUCUUUCACUGUGAACUAAUAAUCAAAAACAGUUAUCGAACACAUUCGCCAGAACUACAGUCUACACAUUCAUGGAAGUUUGCCUUGCAAAGCUCCCAGCAUCAUCUCCUCAUCCUUCACCCUCGAUUCCAUCUCAUCAGCAUCAACAAUGACAGCAGGAUUUUCGUGUGCACCUUUUCGGCGGCUGGAUUCGAUUGAGACUCCUCCUCCUCCCUUUUCGAAACCAACGUCCCUAUUCCUCUUCAGUUAUAGACUUUUUACUUAGUGAGUUUUUGAUUGAUGAAAGGCUGCACUAGUAGGAGACUUUUUCCGACUUCUUAACGGUUUCUCUACUGAUUUAUCCUGAAGUCCGACAUUGUCCGAAUUUUCCAUGAAAGGUCGGAUUUCUAGAAAACCUGUGAAAAAUACAAGGGUUUCCCAAAAUUGGGCAUUUUAGAUCAAAGGCCUAUGAGAUUAAUGAGGUGACCUAAUUGAGGGAGCUAAUUAGUAUUCAAACUUAGGGUCACUCUGAGUGUUUGCCUCACACCUCAUUAACCCCAUUCAACAUAGGCCUUUGAUCUUUAAUGCCAUAUUUCGGGAAGCCCUUGUAUUUUUCACCGAUUUAUGGCAAAUCAGGAAAAAGUUAGAGAAACCGUUGCGAAGUCGGAAAAAGUCUCCUAAUGCUACAUAUUGAUACCAGGUGACAGCACUGCUUCAAUUGGGAAGCUCUGUCUCUAUAAGGAUUUUUGGCAAACCCCCGAAUUGUCAACGCGAACGCCAAUCAAAUUGCUCGACCUAUUGAUCCCGAUAUCGAAGGGACAGGUGUUCACGUUGGCAUUUCGGGGCCUUUGCGAAAACUCCCUAUUGGUGAUACUGUAGUCAUUAGAAUAAGCCUCCGUCAUUUGUCCGUGGCGGCUUGGGGAAUCAGUAAGAAAAGGCUGGGAAUGUUAUCAAAUAAUUGGUUACAGUGCCGAUGUCUGGUCGAAGACAUGUUUUAAGCAAAAUUUAAAAUGGUCCAGAGCUUCUGUAGUAUCACGCGCAGAGUUUUCGUAAUAGUUGUUACGUCUCCUUCACCCUCACCGCACAUUUCGCUCACAUUGAUGACGGGGUCGGUGAUACGACAAUGGACAAAUAGUUCUUUGCUCGGAAAAGCUGAAUAUUAUUUUUUUCGUGAUUCGCCAAAAUGAAAAUACAUUUUCUAGACAUGUUCACGAAUUGCAGAAAUAUGAGGCGAAACAAUUAUUCAGAGUAUUCAGUUGUGAUUCGUUCGAGUUAGAUUUGUAGGGAAUACGGAUCUCUGAGAGAUAUGCCAGAAAUGAUUUUAAUUGCAAUGCAUUUGUAGGGAGAAAUGUACAUGAACGCAACCAAGACUUCGUUUUGUACAAAAUAUGUCUGUAUCAUUGCAAAAAAUAAGGUUUUAUGUAUAACUGUACAUGUACUUGUUACACUGUGCUAACUCGUUUGGUAAUAAACAAUU
Lineus longissimus is the source of this 7538-nucleotide messenger RNA. Its product is annotated as FMRFamide receptor-like. The coding region runs from base 2231 to 3481 and encodes 416 amino acids. The record is from RefSeq and is a predicted model, not a curated record. Gene Ontology annotation, biological process: G protein-coupled receptor signaling pathway. The transcript has 5 exons. Lineage: Eukaryota; Metazoa; Nemertea; Pilidiophora; Heteronemertea; Lineidae. Gene Ontology annotation, cellular component: membrane. Gene Ontology annotation, molecular function: G protein-coupled peptide receptor activity.